Molecule: messenger RNA, 3165 nt
Organism: Acipenser ruthenus (sterlet)
Lineage: Eukaryota; Metazoa; Chordata; Actinopteri; Acipenseriformes; Acipenseridae
Product: E3 ubiquitin-protein ligase TRIM39-like
Exons: 13
Coding region: 299-1702 (467 amino acids)
Molecular function (GO): protein binding
Source: RefSeq, a predicted model, not a curated record
AGGCGCUUCGUUUAAUUAACACACUGUUGCUGAUAUUUUAAUUUUGAAGAUAAACAUAUUUUAAAUACUCAAAUAGCACUGUAAAAAGCACUUUACUUCAGUUCAAGACCGUUUUCCAACAAAUAAAAGAAGUUUCUACAGACACAGCAGAGAGACACCCAGCAUUGAAAACAAGACCCUGACACUCAGAAGCUGUGUGGGACUCACACCUUUUAAAAGCUGAGAGGACAUUGUUCCUGAUCUUGUUUUCUUGUUGUGUGUCUGAUCAGUUGCUGAUGUGGGAUGAUCAGUAGAGAAGAUGGAAAAGAAAAAUGCAGACCAGGGAACUGUUACAGGUGCAUCAGGAAUCCUCAGUUUUUCAGAGAGUUUUGGCAGUUUUGGCCGUGACUACAAGCGUAUAAUCCCUGCACGUGAUGUCAAGUCCCUCAGUUUUGGUAGACCUCAAUUCAGCAACCCUAAGAUUCCUGGUUUGCUGAGGAGAGUUUUCAAGGGGUCUGAUAGAAAGUCCAAACAUCAAGAGGUUGGUGAAUGGAGCCUGGAAGAGUGUCGACACUCCAUCAUGGAGCUGGCAAAGGAGCUGAACAGAGUCGUGAAGAACUCUGCCAUACCUGACCCUGUGUCCAGUGAGGAUAUGUGCAGCCUGGAAGAGUGUCGCUGCUUCAUCAUGAAAUGGGCUGGCGAUUCCCAGACACCAAAGCAAAGCCAGAGUGCUGGGCAGGUUGAGCAAAGAAAAGGAGCAGAGCUGAGAAACAAAGAGGAUCUACCAGGACCAGAGGGGGAGGAGCUGAGUGAGGGGGCGGGGCAGAACCAGGGGGAGGAGCUGAACCAAGAGGAGGAGCAAAGACUGAAGGACAGUCAUGACAUCAUCAUGCAGUGGGCAAGAGAGCUGAAGACAGUGCCAGAGAACUCUGUCUCAGCGGGGGAGGCUGUGGAACAGGGUCUUGCAGAGCUGGUGAAGGAGUGGAAACAUGGCAAGCUGAGUAACAUCUUACCCAUCAUGGAGUUCAUCAUGUGGGCCCUGAUCAAGGAGGAGGCAGACAAGGGAAUUGUUACUCGGAUGUGGUUCUCUAGGAUGCUAAAAUCUCUGAAUAUUGGUGCUGGGAGAUGCAUCCCUGAUUCAGUCUGGCAGUGGAUUCACAAGGCAUCAGUUGAUGUGACUCUGGACCCUGAUACAGCAAACCCCGAGCUCAUCCUGUCUACGGAGGGGAAACGAGUGAGAUGGGGAAAGACACGGCAGAGUCUCCCUGACACUCCAGAGAGAUUUGAUAGCUGGGAGUGUGUGCUGGGCAGGGAGAGCUUCACCUCGGGGAGACGCUACUGGCAGGUGCAGGUGGGGGGGAAUACAGGGUGCAGAUUAGGAGUCAGCAGAGAGUCUGCCGAGAGGAAGGGGGUGUUCAGCAUGAUCCCCCAGCGGGGUUACUGGACUGUGGAGUGGUGGAGUGGAGGUGGGUUCAUUGCUCUCACUGACCCCGAGACCCCCCUCCCCCGGAGCCUGAAGCCCCAGAAGCUGGGGGUGUAUCUGGAUUAUGAGGAAGGGCAGCUCUCCUUUUACAAUGUGGGGACCAGAUCUCACAUCUACACUUUCACUGACAUGGAGUUCAAUCCCAAUGAGAAACUCUAUCCAUUCUUCUGUACUUCGGAUGAGAAUACCAACCUUGUGCUGGAAUCCCCUGACCCUGACCCUGUCAGUGCUGCAGAUUAAACACACAUUGCUCUCUGAACCAGGAAACUGUUCAAACAGCUCAGACAAUCUCCUCUUCACUUUCACUGACACUCUCUCUGCACUCUUCUGGGCUGAUGAGAAGAAAUCCUCUCUCUUCCACCCUCUUACCCUGAGCCCCUCCUCUUUAUUUCUCUACACCCCCUUUCCUACUCUCCCUUCCUAUCUCCCUCUCUCUUUCCCCUCCACCUCUCCAUCUCCAGAUCCCUCUUUCUCUCCUCUUCUGCUCUCCUCUCUCUCUUUCUCUUCCCUCUUAUAUAAUAAUCCCCUCCCUCUCUUUUUCUCUUUCUCUUCCCUCUUAUAUAAUAAUCCCCUCCCUCUCUUUUUCUCUCUCUUCCCUCUUAUAUUAUAAUCCCCUCCCUCUCUUUUUCUCUUUCUCUUCCCUCUUAUAUAAUAAUCCCCUCCCUCUCUUUUUCUCUCUCUUCCCUCUUAUAUAAUAAUCCCCUCCCUCUCUUUUUCUCUUUCUCUUCCCUCUUAUAUAAUAAUCCCCUCCCUCUCUUUUUCUCUUUCUCUUCCCUCUUAUAUAAUAAUCCCCUCCCUCUCUUUUUCUCUUUCUCUUCCCUCUUAUAUAAUAAUCCCCUCCCUCUCUUUUUCUCUUUCUUCCCUCUUAUAUAAUAAUUAUUAUUAUUAUUUUAUUAUUUAUUUCUUAGCAGACGCCCUUAUCCAGGGCGACUUACAAUCGUAAGCAAAAACAUUUCAAGCGUUACAAUACAAGUAAUACAAUAAGAGCAAUAAUCCCCUCCCUCUCUUUGUGAUCACAGUAGCCUUUGUGCGGCCAAGACUAAUAUUUUGCGCUACUUUUGAGUCCUUAAAAAUGUCUUUCAGCACAUCAGUCAAAUGAUCAGCGGCUCGCAAGGCUAUGUUAUGCUCAGACAAAAAUCCAGAAAGCUUCAGCUCUGCAGUUUUAACAGCAGUUUCUAAAUUUACGUUUUCAGUACUCACAUGCAUGCACUGUGUGAUUGACAUCUGAUUAUUUAUUAUUAUUUAUUUCUUAGCAGACGCCCUUAUCCAGGGCGACUUACAAUUGUUACAAGAUAUCACAUUAUUUUUACAUACAAUUACAUUAUUUUAUUUUUUUUUUACAUACAAUUCCCCAUUUAUACAGUUGUUUUUUUUUUUACUGGAGCAAUCUAGGUAAAGUACCUUGCUCAAGGGUACAGCAGCAGUGUCCCCCACUGGGGAUUGAACCCACAACCCUCUGGUCAAGAGACCAGAGCCCCUAACCACUACUCUACACUGCUGCCCUCGGAGCCAAACAUUCUACUCUCCCUCUCUCCACCCUGCCUUCUCUAAUCUCCCUCUCUCCUCCAUCCUCUCUACUCUCCCUCUCUCCUCCCUGCCUUCUCUACUCUCCCUCUCUCCUCCAUCCUCUCUACUCUCCCUCUCUCCUCCCUGCCCUCUCUACUCUCCCUCUCUCCUCCAUCCUCUCUACUCUCCCUCUCUCC